Molecule: messenger RNA, 2721 nt
Organism: Lolium perenne
Lineage: Eukaryota; Viridiplantae; Streptophyta; Magnoliopsida; Poales; Poaceae
Source: RefSeq, a predicted model, not a curated record
UACAAAUGAGUCCCUUCUUUUAUUCGAAUUUGUUCCACCUGGUCCAUAAUUUCCAAUAUCUGUACUGCCGCUCGCACAGUCGAAUCAUCCCCAAAAUCGUGACUAGGGUUAGGAGAGUGAUGCAGCCGGAGCUCAACCUUCCGCCACCACCGAGCACAGGGCCGGACCGCCCAUCCCAUCCUCCAGCGCGACCUACGGAGAUGUUCCAGAUGCAUGUGCCCGUCGACCACACGGCCACAUCUCUGGUUCUGUACCGCCCGCCGGAACUUGUCGCAUCCUCGGUGGCUCCAUUCCCGAAUGGAGACGGAAUAUGCAGAAGCGCCGCUCCAAUGUGCGAUUCAUCCGGGAGUGCCACAAAUCUUGUUGUAGCUGGGCCUUCUUUGUCUAUCAUGGAGCCAUUGGAAUCCAUUGUUCCGAGCUUAGGGUCAACAACGGCAACGGCGCUUGAAGACGACGCCAACAGUUUUUCCACGGGUGCAAUGUUGUCCAGAUCAUAUGACGGAGAUAGCUACAGCACACCCACGAGAGAAAACACCCUCCCAUUUUGUGGAACAACGUAUGAGCCUGCAUGCAAUGAUGAAUUGCAGCCUAAAGUUGGCAUGGAAUUUGAUAGCUGGGAAAACGGAGAGUCGUUCUACACACGGUAUGCUCAUGAGGUUGGUUUUUCAGUACGCACAGGGACACAACACUUAGGGAAGGGUGGUGUAGCGCUAUGGAAGCGGUUUGUCUGUGCAAAGCAAGGAUGGAGAAAAACAAAAGAGCUCAACAAUGAGGCUGUGAAGAAACGGAAAAGAAAUGUGAAGAUAAGUAGGUGUGGUUGUGAGGCUAUGAUAGGUUUGAAGAGAAGAAAUGACGGUAAGUAUGUGGUCGCCCGUUUGGUCCUACAACACACACAUCAGCUCGUGUCGCCAAAUAAGCGUCAGUUCCUAAGAUCAAAUAGAGAAGUAAAUAGCGAACUCAGGAGCAAAUUAUUCACAUGCCAUAAAGCAUUGCUUGGCACUUCUGCAACAUACCGGAUGCUUACUGUAGAAAGAGGGCCUGGACAGAUUGGCUGCUUGAAGCGUGAUUUACAGAAUUACUACCGUGAUUUCAAGGAAAUAAUUAAAGAUUCAGAUGCACAAACUAUUAUUGGUGCUAUGAAAUCCAAGCAAAGUAUCAAUCCAUCAUUCUUCUUUGAUUACAAACUGGAUGAAGAGAACAAGCUAACACAUAUUUUCUGGGCUGAUGGUACCUCUCGGAAGAAUUAUGCACUAUUUGGGCAGGUUGUCUCCUUUGAUUCCACAUAUCGGACCAACCAAUAUGACAUGGUUUUUGCCCCGUUCACUGGAGUCAAUCACCAUGAUUCUUCGGUUACUUUCGGUGCUGCAUUCCUUGCAAAUGAAACAUUUGAGUCGUAUGAAUGGUUAUUCUCAACUUUUCUAGCGGCCAUGGGAGGAGUUGCGCCUAAACUAAUCAUAACAGAUGAGGACGCCAGCAUGAAAGAAGCGGUUCCAGCUGUAUUUCCAAGCACUAGACACCGAUUUUGUAUGUGGCACAUUCUUAACAAACUGCCCGAAAAAGUUGGGCGUGUUCUAAUGCAGGAUGAGGAUUUUCUAAAGAGGUUUGGAAUAUGUGUAUGGGCUUCGGAGACUCCAAACGAGUUCGAGGAAAAGUGGAAUUCAAUAAUAUCGGAUUAUGGACUUGGAAACAAUGGAUGGUUGGCUAGCAAGUUUGGCAUUCGGCAACGAUGGAUACCUGCAUACUUUCGUGACGUACCACUUGGUGGGAUAUUGAGGACUACAUCGAGAUCUGAGAGUGAGAACGCAUUCUUUGGCCACUUCCUAAACCGGCGACUCUCUUUACUUGAGUUCUGGAUAAGAUAUGAGACUGCUAUGGAUGAACAACGACAAAAAGAAUUGGAGAAUGACAAUAUCUCCCUUCAUACACAACCAGUUUUAAGCACAAACUGGGGCAUGGAGAGUCAUGGUAGGGAUGUUUACACCCAUUCCAUUUUUAAACUAUUCCAAACAGAGGUGCUUGCUGCUAGGGACAAGUGUGAUCUACAGAAAAUGGAGCAAGUUGGCGAGCUUAAGAAAACAUGUUUAAGUGGAAGCGGUAGGCCAAGAGAAGUGAUUUACAACACCCGUACCAAGAUUGCACAAUGCUCUUGCAAGAUGUUUGAAUCAGUGGGUAUUCCUUGUUCUCACAUAAUUAUUGUUCUAAAGUGGGAGAAAUGCCUAGAAAUUCCUAGUCAUUAUGUUCUUGAUAGAUGGACAAAAACCGCUACACAGAAGGUAGUAUAUGAUGGUAAUGGCAAUGUCUUACAAGGAUCAUGUACAUCCCUUCCGUCAUCCAUGAAGUUGUUAUAUUCCGAUACAUGCUCUAAGUUCAACAUGGGCAUGAUUGCUGCUAAACAAUGUGAGGAGAAGAUGAAGUAUUUCAAGAAGGCUAUUUUUGAGGUGGUUGACCACGUCCUAAAUAUGGGAACAACCAAAGAGCACAAUAAAGUUGAAGAGUUCGAGUCAUUUGUUGGAUCGACAUUCCCAACCGACAUUAGUAUUCAUCCACCUGACAUAGCACACACAAAAGGGAAUGGUCACCGAUUUAGGAAGGCUUCAGAGAUAGCAGCCACUGGAAAAAAUAAAAAGAGGGCGCAAAGCAGUAAGAAGGAUAAACAGGAUUAGAUGCUAACAGUUGCAUUGCGUUUGUUUUGUGCAACGUGGUAUGCAAUCUUUGGUCAUA